AUUGUGAUACAGCACCGAGUUGUCUGCUGCUAGUCUACCCAUCAUCAUCAUCAUCAUCGGGGUCUGGCUGGCUGUUGUAUUUGCGUCGGAACGGUCCGAGCUAAAGUGCUUUGGCUAAAGGAUGUGGGAUUAAAAGAGAAUAAACGGACAACAUACCUCCCUGGAUUUCAUUUGUUUAACGUUACCGUCUCUGCUUCGAAAUGUCGGGGAAAAUAGAGAGUAAGCAAGACUCCCAACGCUCCCAUUUGUCUUCCUUCACCAUGAAGCUUAUGGACAAAUUCCACUCUCCCAAAAUCAAAAGGACACCCUCAAAGAAAGUCAGUAAGCCACCUUUAGAACAUAGCGUCAAGACUGCAGAGAAACCUGCUAACAAGGGUCUGAGUCGGUUAGAGGAGCAUGAGAAAGACGUGGUCAGUGCCUUGCGUUACUUCAAGACCAUCAUUGACAAGAUGGUGGUGGACAAGAAGGUGCUGGAGAUGUUACCAGGCUCUGCCAGUAAGGUCCUGGAGGCCAUCCUGCCUUUAGUCCAAGUGGAACCGAGGAUCCAGCACAGUUCAGCGGUGUCAUCUUGUCUUAACCGUGUGUACCAGAGUCUGGGCAAUCUCAUUCGCUGGUCCGACCAAGUCAUGCUGGAGGGGGUCAACCUGGAAGAUAAAGAAACCAUCGUUACCGUCACCACUGUGAUCAAGGCAGUGCUCGACGGUGUUAAGGAGCUGGUGAAACUGACCAUCGAGAAACAGGAGCAUCCCUCCCCUACAUCUCCUGUCAAACCAGUGCCACCGGCCGCCCUGACUGAGAGCGCUGCAGAGCCACCUGCCAAAGAGAAGGAGAGUCUGGACAAGAGUUCAGCCACAACCCAAUCUACGGAAGUCUUGACUGAACCCACUGAGGAUGAAGCAGAGGAGGUGGCCCCUCCGAAACCCCCUCUCCCUGGCGUAAAGAUGGCUGAACACAAUCCUCCAGCUCUCCCUCCAAAGAAGCGCCAGUCGGCGCCCUCCCCCACCCGGGUGGCAGUGGUGGCCCCCAUGAGCCACGCCACCAGUGGCGCCGGUCUUCACAUGGGCACCGGCCUCCACAAACAGGAGUACGAGGUGGACGCGUUGCAGCGGCGCUUCUCAGGGGGCAGCCAUUCGUACGGAGGGGAGUCGCCGCGCCUGUCGCCCUGCAACAGCAUGGGCAAGCUGAGCAAGUCGGACGAGCAGCUGUCCUGGACAGUGGACAGUGGACAAUGCUCACGCAACACCAGCUGUGAGACUCUGGACACCACAGACCACUACGACCCGGACUACGACUUCCUGCACCAGGACCUGUCCAGCCUGGAGCAGAUGACUCCUGUGCCAGUGGGAGCGUGCCUCAGCCCCCUGCCUGAGUCCCACAGCGAGUCUUCCUCCCCCUGCCCUGGACCCGGUCCGCCGCUGGCACAGCCACACUUCAGCCCCCUCCAGGGCUGCUCCGUGUCCCCCCUCUACUCCCGCAUGACUCCCGCAUUGCCGCCCCCCGCCCUGCCAGAAAAGAAGCGCCGCAGCGGGGCCAGCUCGGGCUUCUCCGACGGCUCCUACUCUGGCUCCUCCUGGCGUGUCUCCUUCGAGCGCCACCCGUCCCAGUAUGACAACCUCAUGGAGGAGGACAUGCCGCCUGUGCCCCCCUUCCCCCUGUUCACGCCUGGCGUCUCGCCCAUGACCCUGUGCCACGCCGGCGAUGGGUUUGUGUCUGAGUUCUGUGCCAGCGAGAUGGCAGACGUCCCCCAGAGUCCACCCCCACUCCCCGAGAAGAAGAGCCGCCACAUACUGAAGUACAUGCAGUUUGUGGAGGACUACUCGGAGCCCCAGCCCUCACUCUUCUACCAGACACCGCAGAGCGAGAGCAUCUACGAGCAACGCAACAAGCGCUUCCAGGAAGUCUACAGCUUCAACGACUCGUAUAGCAGCAAUGACUCUGUUCACGAGCCCCUCCCACCCCCGGCACUGCCACCCAAACAGAGGCAGCUGAGCAUGGACCUAGCUGCCCCGGGCACUGGCAGCCCUGACCCUGUGCUGGUGGCCAACGGCUCACUGGACAGCUCUGGUGGCUCUCUUGCAGUCUGCCUUCCCACUGACUCUUCUUUCUCUGACACUCGUCAAACCUCUUUGAGUGAAAGCGCUAAUGAGGAAGUCGGGGAGGGAGAGUACGUCAAUCUGUACUCAUCCAGCCAAGCCAAAGGAGACGGGCCGCUCUCCCGCCGAGACUCAUCCGCCAUAGAUGACUCACUGGAGGACACUGCCUCAGAGAACCCACUGUGCACGGACACGUGCAAUGACAGCCGAAGGCAAAAGUCCUCAGAAGAAGGGCCGAGUAGCGAGGAGACAGAUGAACUUUCCCUCAUCGAUCACAUGGAGAUCAUGUCCCGGAUAACACUAAAGCAGAAGAGCGACGACGGUCCAGAUGUCCGAGCCGGAUCGGGGGAUAUUUUAUUAGUCCACGCCACAGAAACAGACCGCAAAGAUCUUGUCUUGUACUGUGAGGCUUUCCUGACGACGUACAGAACAUUUAUAACCCCCGAGGACCUCAUCAAAAAGCUGCACUACAGAUACACCAGAUUUAGUCACAGCCCAGACACCUUCAAGAAGAGAGUCAGCAAAAACACCUUCUUCGUUCUGGUCCGUGUGGUGGAUGAGCUGUGUCUGGUGGAGAUGACGGAGGACAUCCUGAAGCAGCUGAUGGACCUGGUGUUCAGGCUGGUGUGUAACGGUGAGCUGAGCCUGGCCCGCGUGCUCCGCAAGAACAUCCUGGACAAGGUGGAGCAGAGGAAGUUGCUGCGCUACACCAACUCCCUUAAACCACUGGCCGCGCGAGGUGUCGCUGCCAGACCGGGGACCCUGCAUGAUUUCCGCAGUCACGAGAUUGCUGACCAGCUAACUCUCCUGGACGCGGAGCUCUUCUACAAAAUUGAGAUCCCUGAGGUGUUGCUUUGGGCUAAGGAGCAGAACGAGGAAAAGAGUCCCAACCUCACACAAUUCACAGAGCACUUUAACAACAUGUCAUACUGGGUACGCUCCAUAAUCAUUCUGCAGGAGAAAGCCCAGGACCGAGAAAAGCUCCUCCUUAAAUUCAUCAAAAUAAUGAAGCACUUACGGAAGCUAAAUAAUUUCAACUCGUAUUUGGCAAUAUUAUCUGCCUUGGAUUCGGCUCCCAUCCGAAGACUGGAAUGGCAGAAAACAACCUCAGAGGGCCUAGAGGAAUACUGCACGUUGAUAGACAGUUCCUCGUCGUUCCGGGCCUACCGAGCGGCACUGGCAGACGUGGAGCCCCCAUGUAUACCAUACCUGGGACUUAUCCUCCAGGACUUAACCUUUGUCCAUCUGGGCAACCCUGACCUCAUCAACGGGAAGGUCAACUUCUCAAAGCGCUGGCAGCAGUUCAAUAUCCUGGACAGCAUGAGGCGCUUCCAGCAAGUGCAUUAUGAUCUGAAACACAACGACGACAUCGUCUCCUUUUUCAAUGACUUCAGCGACCACCUGGCAGAGGAGGCUCUGUGGGAGCUGUCUCUAAAGAUCAAACCUCGGAACAUUACGCGGCGCAAAACGGAGCGCGAAGAGAAGACAUAGGAACGUGUCCCGCUCUAUUGGAUCUUUGGUCAUUUUACAAAAUCAUGGAAUUACAAGAGACUACAAACAAGUAGAACUGUGAAGGCAGCUAAAAGACUGUGGAUGAUUUUUUUAUUUUAUUUUUUGGACAUCUCAGACUUGGGAUUCUCUGUUUGGGAUUGCGCUCAGUCUGUGUGUGAGUAAAGCCAGUGAGAGAGACACUGCAUUGUUGUAAGGCUCACAAAAAGAUUCCUCAUGUUCACCUUUGUCACCAACCUCAUCCACCCGAUGCCAUAUUAUGGGUAUGGUCCAAGCAUUACAGGAUACGCUAGGGGUUGUCCUCUCACAACCCAAGACAUUGCCCUGACUAAAACCUUAUCAUACUGAUGUGGGCCAUGGGAAACACUGCCCAAUGUCACUCAGUUUAGACUUUUUUAUACGGGACUCCAGACCCUUUUUUUGCUGCCACAAACUGUGACGCUGUAUCGCCUGACAUGGCAAAGAACUGCUAUGGGUGGUGCAGAACUUUGAGCAAAGACACUCGUCACCUGGGUCUGCUUCUAGACUGGUGGGAAAAUAUAUAUUACUGGUGCACAUAAGACAUCAUUUUGUCAUUAAAAAACAUGUUUUUUUCAAGGAAGUGUUGUAUGUAUGAUACUGUCUGACUGAUGCAAUGCAGUUUUUGUUUUGUUCUUUAAAAGGAUGUGAAAAUUAUACUUCCGAAAUGCGGAGAAGUGAUACAUGAAGUUCAUAUACAGUGGGGUCCGGAAUUAUUGGAUCCCUUGAUAAAGAUGGGCAAAGAAGACUGUAUAAAAUGAACAAUACAAAUGCUGAACUAUAUUGUAUAUAAAUAUAUUGUGUAUAAAUUGUUCUGUUGCUUGGUAAAGUUCAUGAUGCCAUUGACCUUAACAAGGGCUCCAGGACCAGUGGAAGCAAAAUAGCCCCAUAACAUCAAAGAUCUACCACCAUAUUUUACAGUAGGAAUGAGGUAUUUUCUGCCUAUGCAUUUUUCUUUCGAAAGCCAAACCCACCAUUGAUGUGCAUGGCCAAUGAGCUCUGUUUUCAUGUCAUCUGACCAUAGCAGCGCCUGGAGUUUGCUAAAUGGCAUUGGCACUUGGAUUGGAGCCAGUGCUAUGGUCAUAUGACAUGAAAAUAGAGCUCCUUGGGUUUGGCUUUCAAAAGAGCAAUGCAUAUGCAGGAAAAACCUAAUUCCUACUGUAAGAUAUGGUGGUGUUUUUUUAAAUGAUAUGGGGCUAUUUUGCUUCCUCUAGUCCUCAACGGCGUCAUUAACUUUACCAAGUACCAGUACAUUUUAGCCAAAAACCUGGUUGCCUCUGCCAGAAGGCUGAAACUUUUCCACAAGCGAAUCUUCCAGCAAAACAUUAACCCCAAGCACAUGUUAAAAAUAAUCCAAAAAGAAAUGGUUAAUUGACCACAAAAUCAACAUUUUGAACCUCAUUGAAAACCUGUGGUUUGAAGCAUUCUGUAUGGAGGAAUAAUCUAAGAUCCCUCCGAAUGUGUUCUCCAAUCUCAUAAAACAUUUUAGAAAAAUGCUUUGUCGUUAUCCUGGCAAGGGGAGGGUUGCUGGAGAAUUGAAAACGGGAUCCAAUACAUUUUACCCUUUUUUUAUUUAUUUUAUUUAUUUUAAACAAUCUCUUUCUUUGAAAAUUUGUAUUAGUAUAAAAUAAUAUUUAUUUUUGCAUUUUUACAGUCUUUUUUGCAUAUCUUUAUCAAGGGAUCCAAUAAUUCCAGACCCCACUGUACUUGCACUUAAAAAUCAAAUGAACAAAAAAGUGAUGUGAUGUAUGUGUCAUGGGAGCUGUACAUAGCAGUGAACAUUAGAAACAUUACA
This is a messenger RNA of Salvelinus sp. IW2-2015, 5415 nucleotides long. RefSeq names its product rap guanine nucleotide exchange factor 1. Gene Ontology annotation, cellular component: plasma membrane. The record is from RefSeq and is a predicted model, not a curated record. Gene Ontology annotation, molecular function: guanyl-nucleotide exchange factor activity. Gene Ontology annotation, biological process: positive regulation of GTPase activity; Ras protein signal transduction. Lineage: Eukaryota; Metazoa; Chordata; Actinopteri; Salmoniformes; Salmonidae.